CCUCCCACUCUCCCUCCACAUUUCUGUGCUGCUCCAUCUCUUCUCAGACUUGUGGGGCUCUGCGGUGCAGCACAUUGAGGUGACUUCCUGCAGCUCCACAGCCAGACGAGACCACGCAGGAAGACGCUGCUGCAUCAUUCAGCCUUGGCAAGAGGUUUCCUCUUUUUUUUGUUUAAAGUUGGAUGGGACUUUUUCAACAUGCUUAAGUCUCUAUUUGUAUAUGGAGUGUUGGGAGUGAUGCUCAUUCCAGUAAAAUCUCAGCGUAUGACCGUGUGCAUGGAAGAGGAUGAGGAACUGAGAGUAGACUGUCUGAUCGAGAACAAGCCUAAUAUAAUCAACACCUAUCAGUUCUCGUGGUCUAUCGGAGCCAGGCAGGAGAUCAUUAACACUAAUGUGUCCAGUGGGCCAGCAACUCAGCGCUCACCACUCAGAAACAAAAGCAGAGUGGAGGAGCUGGAGCCCGUCGGCUAUAGAAUGACGCUGUCAGACUUCAGAGAUAAACUCUCAGACAACACCACCUUCCUGUGCAACAUAUCCGGGCAGGAUGCAAACAUCAGUGUUCAGAAGGAUAAUAUUCUCAGCUGCUCAGCUGUAAGCCUGCUUCUGAAGAACUCCUGGUCCUGGAUGGUCUGCCUGCUGCUUUUCUUCUAUCAUACACACAGCUAAGAAAGCUAUCUUACCGAAAACAUACAGGCUACUGCACGAGCACACACAUCUAACCACGCCUCUGCUUUUUGUCUACAUCCACAAACAUCCCUUGCAUAAAAAACGCUGUCUCUCUGUCUUAUCUUUUCUUCCAAGAAGCACUGAAACAAUAUUGGAAUGUUUCCAGCAAUAAUGAUGACUUAGAUAUGGUUCAACAGAAAUAUUUAGUGAUUUGCUAUUUGUAUGCAUAAACACAGCUGUACUCUGGGUAUGUGGGUAAAUAUUACUUUGGAAGAUGCUGCAUUUGUUUCCUGUGUUUUCAAUAAAGAUACAACUGAAAACCUGAUUCUAAUUUGCUGUGAAUUCAGAGCUCACUGGACUGAGAUGGAAAGUUUGAGUUGAAAAAAAUUGGAACAUUUGAGGGGGCUGUUGUUUAUAAUUACAAAAUCAGUCUUAUCUUCAUCUUGACACUAAAUAAUGAUUUAAAGGAGUCAUGUCUUGGCAUGAUUUAAAAAGAAAAAAAAACUCCAGUGGUGUCUUUAAAGGCUCCUCAAAGAAAAAGCUAAGGAUUCAUGAGAAGCUUGUCUUUUUACCAAUUUGAAUUUUAUGCUCUACUUUUCUGGAACGCCCUUCCAGGUAAUGUGAGCUCUGCUUCAUACUGUAGUGAUUUAAAAUCAACAGAACAGAACCUUUCCGUUUGAUCUGUUUUGCCACUGUUAUUGUAAGCUGUUACUAUUUAUUAACUGAUACUAUUUAUUGGUGUUCAGUACUGUGCUUCAACUGCAGUAUACAUUUGGCGAUCCUGUUAAUGUUAUGUUGGGGUUUUGUUUGUUUGUUUGUUUGUUUGUUUGUUUCUAUUUUUUGUGAAUUCUCUGAGUCACAUUUUAUGUAACUUUAUGUUUGUAAUGCGCUUUUAUGAAUUAAAGGCCAUGACUUCGGAUUAA
Molecule: messenger RNA, 1589 nt
Organism: Oreochromis niloticus (Nile tilapia)
Lineage: Eukaryota; Metazoa; Chordata; Actinopteri; Cichliformes; Cichlidae
Product: thy-1 membrane glycoprotein
Exons: 4
Coding region: 199-666 (155 amino acids)
Biological process (GO): cell adhesion; regulation of cell migration; positive regulation of focal adhesion assembly
Cellular component (GO): external side of plasma membrane; dendrite; myelin sheath
Molecular function (GO): integrin binding; GTPase activator activity
Source: RefSeq, a predicted model, not a curated record